This is a messenger RNA of Megachile rotundata (alfalfa leafcutting bee), 5057 nucleotides long. It is a transcript of the gene NPF, whose product is annotated as neuropeptide F. Gene Ontology annotation, molecular function: hormone activity. The record is from RefSeq and is a predicted model, not a curated record. Lineage: Eukaryota; Metazoa; Arthropoda; Insecta; Hymenoptera; Megachilidae. Gene Ontology annotation, cellular component: extracellular region.
GUUCAAAGUUUGAGAUGUCAACUACCUAUCGGCUCAUUCCUUGUAUAAGUUCGUUUAUAUAAAAUUUGAGCUAUCCCGUUUAACCUGCUAAUCGGUCUGUCGAUGUCUACUCUUAAUUAAUUACUGGAUUACAUCAAGCACCAGUGACCCCACUUCAACCGUGUUAACAUCCUCAAAUUAGACCAAAUUCCAGCUUUUGAACGUUCGCAGUGAUCCGAAUCAAGGCCAAAGAGCAUCCUCGUCAGCCUACGAUAGAUAACCUUACCUUGACUGAUACCGGCAGCAGCGAUGAAGACAACUCCGUGGUCAGACUCGAAGAGACAUCAUCCCCCCAGAGCUCGAAAAUCGGCUUCCGUUAAUACAGCUCGUUACAGCUGAGAAGUCACCUGAAACCCCUUCGAAGCACGAUCCCCCGUGCGAACACCGUAAAGUUCAGCCUCGAAUUCCCGUUGUAUUUAUCGCGCAGAUUUGGACCGGGUCUCAUCGGUGGUAAAAAAGAGAGCUCGCGACGAACACGUUACUAGCAGAUCCGUGGACCGGCAGGAUCUGUUGGCAGGAUCCCGGCGAAGGUGUCCACGCAAAAGGGACCCAAUGAAACUCGAGCUGGCCGCAGCUCGCCACCGAUCGAACUGGUUUCAGGUCCUGGCCGAUGUUUAACGUGGUUCACGACUUCUGGAUCACCGAUCCAGGUGCUCUCGACUGCGCUCCGUAUGCACGAAUCCCGGCGAGGCGCAUCGUUUGCUCGUUGAACGGGGCCCCACCACCAUAGAACGAAGCCAGGCUAAACUACAGGACAAUUCCGCACAGUAGACCGUGCCAGGGUCGAGGAUACGCCUCGUGACGGGGACUUUAGCAUCGGACUCGAGGUGAGGUGGUGGCAAUGACCGUUCUCCUCGGUUGCUUCUCUUCGUCCAAACGGGACACCUUUCCUUCUCGCACCACGUACGAGAACUCGUGCCUUCUUCUUUUCGUGGGCCCUAUUCGUCGACGCUCUUCUGGCCUCCUCGUAGCCUCUACCCCCACCUCGACCUGGUUGUCGUCGCGCAGAGGUCGCCGUAUGACCGAAGGAAAAGACAUUGCCUCUUCUUCGCUAUUAUCCUUGCCUCCCUUUUUUUCUCCCUCCACGAUACUUCUUCCUGAUCUUGAUUCCACGGUCCCUUCGACCGCGAAUCGCAGGUAGCUUGGGUCCCUUUGGCACGUUUUCGAAACCGUUAGUACCAUGUUUCGAUGACGUUUGUUAGGUAAUAGGGGUGGUCAAAGAAUGCUGGACCUUUGUUAAAAAUCUAUCAAGUCUUGGGUUAAAUUUUCAUGUUCAAUUAAUUUUCAUAUUAAUUGAGGAUACCGCGAGAAAAGUUUGUAUUCACGAGAAUGGCACUCGAGUAACGGAAGAGGAAGUCUGAGAUUGCUAGGUAACGGAAUGCGAUGGAAAAUUGCAGUUUUUGUCUCGUUACAGGGCUAUAAUAGUAAAUGCCUUUUAAAAGGAUCUUAGAAUUAGUUGAGUACAAAAUAAACGAUCUUUAUUAAAUUACUCUUUAUAAAUUCAUUCGUGUAAGUACACCUAUUACAUUAAAUUAAUUCGCUAUACAUCAAGAUACACUUGAGAGAAGCCUCCCAUUACUUCUUUUUUCCAACUCUUAAAGUCUGCGAACGAGAGUGAAUUAUUUAGAAGAAGAGAUGAAUUAUUAGAAGUCUAUCAUAACAUUCGUGAUCAAAUAACUGUACGAAGCAAAGUUGUAUAAUUCUGAUGGCCGUGACUUAUCUUUGGAAGGUAAGUCACCUGUCGGUCGGACAGGUGUAUCGUGUAGUGGACACAGCGCCCUCAUACGAUCCUAAAUCCAAUCGGAGAUAAAUUUCAACGUAACUUUCAAAUACUGUAAUCAUUUUAUGCAUUUAAUUUCGAAGAGAUUCACUCGGAAUCCUUCUGCAAAUCCCUUAAAACUAUAUGAAAAUCUGUACAUCGCAAGUUCCGCAAAAUCUGAUCAGCAGGGUGUAAUCUGUUUGCGCCGUAGGACAGAAGUUGUAAAUUAACUGAGCGACAGGGACUAGUGACGAAUGUAAAAUGAAAGUAUUAACUGAUUGAUAAGGGAUAAAGGUAAGCUCAGUAUAAACACACGUCCCGUUUCCUCGUUUCAGUGUUUCUCAAAUUCCGAAACUUCCAGUUACCUCUCGUUACAAAACGCGAUGCUCACUUAUUAUUAAUUAUUUAAGAAACUCAUUAUAAACUAGAAAUUUCUUGCCCACCGUUCAACCGCAAACGGUUCAUCAGAAGAGAAACAAUCUGCCAGCGAAAUUCGUCGAAUUCAUCGAAUAGUAGUCGCCGAGAUCUAAUUAAAACCAAUAAACGCGAACAUAUGUUCCUAUUAAUCGAAUCGAGGGGUGAGUUAUCUGAAUGACAUUUAAUAUUUGGUCGCACAAAGAACACCGAUCACGAUUGUUUACCGAAGGUUUCCGCCCGCUAAACGCAUAACAAAAACCGAACACGUGUCAUCGUUUACUAAAGAAGAAACAGAAAACUUUCACGCGUGAAAUAAAGGACGGAAGAUGAGAGGCUUAACUGAAGUUCCUCGAUCGAUCUCUAUAUCCUGAAACUCGAGGAAAAUGGGUCUACGAAUCUCGGUAGGGUGUCCUUUUAUUAAUAUAUUUUAUUUUUUUCUCUUCAUUCAUCCGAUCGUUAAUUCUGUUUGCGAACGUGUCUGCAAUCUCAUUUCACUCUUCUAUCAACAUGAUCAUCACGAAGCCACGUCCGUGAAAUGCUUCCACCGAUUUUGACGCUUUCUUAUCGACUUUCCUCCCGCAACUUCAAGAUCGAAUGCAGGCUUAUAAUUUCGGAGAGCAAGAUUAGGAAUCGUUCUACAGUAGAAUCUUUUUAUGUUACGUGGACUUUCAUACUUCGGAGUGCUCGAAUCUUGAUAACGGGAUUAAUCGAAAAUGUUACGUAACGUAGAUAAAAAUAACGUUUGACGUAAAUUCCGUUAUUUAAUUUCGAGGACAUACAAAUCUAUGAAAUUUUAUAAAAUGCGAUCUAAAUGUGUCCGAAGCUCCGCGAAAGUAAUAUCUCUCUUUACAUCCCAGAAGAUACCUUGUGAGAACGUUUUAUAAAAGCCUGCGGUAAAUCCCCGUUUCCAACCAAUCUGAUUACACUUUUGCGAGACUUUAUUGCUUGUAAAGAUGAAUCUGUCGGGAAAAAAUGCUUGCUAUGUUAUACCGUUAACAUAAACGUCUGUGUCCUUUAUUCUGUUUACUCCCCCUCAACCCCAUUUUGAUUUUCAUUAUAUUUCUCUCGUAACUCGUUCAUGUGGAUUACUAUGACUUACCUCAUAGGUCGAAUUAAAAGCUGGGUCACUCUCGAACUAUUUUUCUAAACUUCAUGCAAGGUUUUGACUGUCGGACUGUCGUUGUUCUGAACGGAAAUUAUACGUCAACAAAUAAGUUAAAAUAUUAUUGGUCGAAUUAAGACCUGGGUCAAUCUUGAUUUAUUUUUUUAAAGUUUAUCGUGCAACAUUUUGACUGUCAGUCAGACUGUCGUUGUUCUGAACGAAAAUGUUCUAUAUAUCAACAAAUAAAAUAUUACUUCAUUGAUAGAAUUAAAACCUGGUCCUUCUUAAUUUAUUUUUCUAAGCUUCAUGCAAGGUUUUGACUGUCAGUCAGACUGUCGUUGUUCUGAACGAAAAUGUUCUAUGUAUCAACAAAUAAAAUAUUACUUCAUUGGUAGAAUUAAAACCUGGUCCUUCUUCAUUUAUUUUUCUAAGCUUCAUGCAAGGUUUUGACUGUCAGUCAGACUGUCGUUGUUCUGAACGAAAAUGUUCUAUAUUUCAACAAAUAAAAUAUUACUUCAUUGGUAGAAUUAAAACCUGGUCCUUCUUCAUUUAUUUUUCUAAGCUUCAUGCAAGGUUUUGACUGUCAGUCAGACUGUCGUUGUUCUGAUCGAAAAUGUUCUAUAUAUCGACAAAUAAAAUAUUACUUCAUUGAUAGAAUUAAAACCUGGUCCUUCAUUUAUUUUUCUAAGCUUCAUGCAAGGUUUUGACUGUCAGUCAGACUGUCGGAAAUGUUUUGUACGUGAAAAAAUAAAAUAUUGAAUAGGAGAAAUUGAAAGGCCGCAUCCCUCGUUCGAUGAUUGUUCGAUAAAUAAUAAAAUUGGUAAGAAUGAUCCUGUACGAGUAAAAAGAUCGAAGGAAGAAGGAUCCAUGAAAGGAUAGUGGGGAGGGUGAUUGGUGGGGUUGAACCUUGUGGAUUGGCUGCGCGAUACAGAGUUUUCAGCCGAGGGGAUGCGUCAGAGAGGGUACGUUCCCAGGUAUAUAUACUCCUGUCUGCAACUCGAACAGCCGAUACGAUCUAAAGUCCUGAAUCAUUUCACAGGAUACGGAGAACCAUACGUUGGAACGUUGGAUUGAUUUAUCGAAUUCCCAAACGUGAUUUCCUCUGAUCGCUAAAUUUUCCUUAGCCACGAUGCAAUCCAAAUGCACUUCGAACAACGUCUACAUGUUCGUCGCGCUUUUAACUUUCGGAAUCAUGAUCGUACAUUGCGAGCCGCAGCCAAUGGCUAGACCGACACGUCCGGAAGUGUUCACCAGUCCGGAAGAAUUAAGGAGAUACAUUGAUCAUGUCAGAGAGUAUUACACUCUUAGCGGAAAAGCCAGGUACGGAAAGAGGGGAAACAUACCAUUCACUGGAUUAGACGAUAACGACGGAUGGGAUACCGUGAGAACAAUCCUGGAAGUUCCACAAUCGUCGCAACGAACGAAAUUCGAGAAGCGGAUGCAAGAGGAAAAUCGAUUCGUUCGCGAAUUGGAAAACUCUAGCGACAGAAAGCAUUCUUCGAAAGUCGACGUUCGGCCAUGUCACACGCUAGGGAUAGUUGAACGAUACUAUGGUGACGUGCAAUAAACGAUUCAUUAAUUCGUGGGCUAUUGAUUUUGGAUUCGGAAAGGAUCAGAACUUUUACAACCUGAAGGAAAUGUUUCGAUGAGUUCUCUGCGAAAUAAGAUUUACAGUAAACAAUAAAUAAUAUUGCACAGUUUUACUUUUUCUUUAUUACCAACCAAAAGCAUCGAGAUGCU